AUAUAUUAUCUAAGAGGCCACUGUGGUCUGUGGGGUGAUUUAAAUUCCAUCUAGGGUUUUGACUAUUGUGUAUGUCACCUAUCUUUCCUCUCGCGUCUCUCCCCUUUACUCAGAAAUGGCGAAAUCGAAGAAUCACACGGCGCACAAUCAGUCUGCCAAGGCGCAUAAGAACGGAAUCAAGAAGCCAAGGAGACACCGUCACACACCAACCAGAGGAAUGGAUCCUAAAUUCCUAAGAAACCAGAGGUAUGCAAGGAAGCACAACGUCAAGAGUGGCGAGAAUGCUGGUGUCGAAGAGUAGAUCUUUUGAUCGUCUGAUUGACAGUUUAAGUUUUUUUUAUGAAUUUCACUUGUUUAGACAAAGGAACCAAUGUUCUACAAUCAGGGAUUAUGUCUAUCCAGAUUCUCUUAUAUAUUUUGCAUGUUACUUGAUUUGAUGCAAUUCUUUCACUUGUUCGUUUAUGUUCAUGUAGACCUAUAAUCUGAAAGCUGAACCUGAUUUACAUAUAUAGGUUUGUCUGGCCUUUACUUGAAUCAAUCUGGUUUUAUUCA
Molecule: messenger RNA, 552 nt
Organism: Arabidopsis thaliana (thale cress)
Lineage: Eukaryota; Viridiplantae; Streptophyta; Magnoliopsida; Brassicales; Brassicaceae
Product: Ribosomal L29e protein family
Exons: 3
Coding region: 116-301 (61 amino acids)
Biological process (GO): translation
Cellular component (GO): ribosome
Molecular function (GO): structural constituent of ribosome
Source: RefSeq, marked reviewed